AUGUCUACCCUCAGUGACCUCCUCAGUCGACAACCGCCCACGCCAUGGGAACAAUUCCUAGCUCAACCUUGUGUCUUCCUUGCGCAGAAGCUGUACACUUGGCAUCAAACCAUCCCCGCAAAACCACUCACAAAUCCUAUUACUAUCGUCUGCAUCUCCGAUACUCACAACCGUCAACCCAGCCUCCCCGAUGGAGACAUUCUCAUCCACUCUGGUGAUCUCACACAGCCUGGCUCAUUGAAGGAGCUCCAGGCAACACUCAACUGGUUACACGCCCAGCCCCAUCGCACCAAAAUAGUUGUUGCCGGUAAUCACGAUAUGUUACUCGACACAGCGCGCGAUGACUCAGAACAAGCUGUCUCUGAGCGGGCUCAGCUUGACUGGGGUGAAAUUGUUUAUCUAGAAAACGAGGAGACUACCGUGUCCUGCGCAAAUGGUCGCCAGCUUAGGAUUUAUGGAAGCCCUCUUACUCCGCGCUAUGGUAACUGGGCCUUCCAGUAUCCUCGCAAUCAAGACGUAUGGACUGGGUCGGUGCCUGACGGGAUUGAUAUGCUAAUCACUCAUGGUCCGCCACGUGCUCAUCUUGACUUGCUGAAUCUGGGCUGUGCCCACCUACUACGGGAGUUAUGGAGAGUCAAGCCUAGGUUACAUGUGUUUGGACAUGUUCAUGCGGGUGCAGGCACCGAAUGGAUCCUAUUCGAUAAGCUCCAGGAGGCGUUUGAGCGCACUGUCAUUGCUAAAGGGGGUAUUUGGAAUCUUAUUUCUACGAUUCGCGAGUCUCUCAAGGCGUGUUUCAAUCCGAGUGUGGAGGCAAAAUGUUUACUUGUGAAUUCGGCUAUUGUUGCAGGUUUGCGAGAUGAUGAACGGAGACGGCCCAUCAAGGUUAUCAUUUGA
Molecule: messenger RNA, 894 nt
Organism: Penicillium expansum
Lineage: Eukaryota; Fungi; Ascomycota; Eurotiomycetes; Eurotiales; Aspergillaceae
Product: metallophosphatase domain-containing protein
Exons: 1
Coding region: 1-894 (297 amino acids)
Molecular function (GO): hydrolase activity
Source: RefSeq, a predicted model, not a curated record